Molecule: messenger RNA, 630 nt
Organism: Meloidogyne enterolobii
Lineage: Eukaryota; Metazoa; Nematoda; Chromadorea; Rhabditida; Meloidogynidae
Source: the annotation of a GenBank genome assembly
AUGUGUGUAAAUUUCUUGAAAUUAGCAUUUUUGUUUCAGUCAUUGGAAGAAUCCAAACUUCACCAAUUAGGAAUAACUCAUUGUGUAGAUGCCACAAACAUACCAAACACAAAACGCUUCCAAGGGAUUGACUACCUUUAUGUGCCAAUUGAUGAUUCGUUAAAUGUUGAUGUCACCAAAUAUUUUCAAGGGGUUGCCGAUUUUGUUAGAGGAGCAAAACAAAAAGGAGGAAAAACGGUCAUUUAUUGUGCUGCUGGUAUCAGUAGAGCUGCUACAUUAACAAUAAUGACUUUAGUAAUAAAUGAGGGAUUAUCACUACGAGAAGCUUAUUAUACUGUUGUUAGUGCAAGACCUAUCAUCGCCCCAAAUUUAGCAUUUUGGAGGCAAAUGAUUGCCUGGGAGAACGAAAAGAAUGGCAAGACUACAGUUCAUUUACUUAAAGGGAUGCGAAGUGAGUUUAUUUUUAAGUUUAAAAAAUGAGUUUCUGAAUAAGUAAACUCCAAAAAAGUUUCCAAGCAAUUUUUGGGGAGAAACAUGUUGUGAAUAACGAUUGGAAUGUUCGACAAGCGUAGAUAUCAAGGAUAGGCCUGUUUAAAAAAAAGUCAGGUCGGGGUUUCAAAAUUUUCUUAG